GCCGCCGCCGCCGCCGCUCCCGCCGCCGCCGCCGCCGCCGAGGUGACUGAGGAGAGAGGCGCCUCCUCGCUCCCGCCGCCCGGACUUCAAUGCCCAGUCCCCGGCUCGCCAGCAAUAGUUUCAGACAGGAAAUGAUUGAAGUUGUGCCCUAUGCAGUGUGCACAAGGAAACGGACAACAGUGACACAUUAUUAAAGGCUUCAGAACCGUUGGCUCCACACCAUUAUGUUGGUGAAGCUGGUUUUUCGUUGGAAUAUACGUUGCACAUUUAUGGCGAUUCUGAGCGUGAGGGCAGACUUCUGCCAGGCUCAGCACAGCGUUUUUGCUGACAAGUGAGCUUGGGGA
Molecule: messenger RNA, 344 nt
Organism: Talpa occidentalis (Iberian mole)
Lineage: Eukaryota; Metazoa; Chordata; Mammalia; Eulipotyphla; Talpidae
Exons: 3
Coding region: 225-335 (36 amino acids)
Source: RefSeq, a predicted model, not a curated record